AUGGGGUAUCCUCCCCCACAGACUCAGGUAGAUCCCAUGACCAUGGGUUCACAGCCUUUUCUCUCGCUACUAUCAUCCCAUGGUUAUCCUAUGGCCCAACUUGGGAACCCAUCCUUUAUUAGCCCAUCUGGGAACCCAUCAUUUAUUAGCCCAUCUGGGAACCCAUCCUUUAUUAGCCCAUCUGGGACUUCAUCAUACCAUCAGACUGGGGGAUCUAGUUUUCCUCAUCCCUCACAGGUACCCCCACCCUUCAUGCAGUCUGGGAUCUUUCCAGAUCCCACACAGGUACCUCUGUCGUCCCAGCAUCCCACAAACACACCAUCAUCAUCCACGCUUUCGAGGUCCCACACCCCACCUACCACACACAUGCCCUCAUCAUCCACGCAUCAUGGGGGAUCUCGCACCCCACACCCACCACGUGCCACAGAUAUACCCGUGCCUGAGGAGCAGGAGGAGCAGGAUGACCAGGAGCAGCAGGAUGACCAUGUUUUAGAGCAACCAACUGCAAAUCCCACAGAGUAUGAGAUGAUUGAUGGCAGAUAUUUUAUUGAGCCAUGUGGAAAAUCGUAA
Messenger RNA from Lathyrus oleraceus (garden pea), 570 nucleotides. RefSeq names its product pectinesterase inhibitor 10-like. NCBI's taxonomy places the organism in Eukaryota, Viridiplantae, Streptophyta, Magnoliopsida, Fabales, Fabaceae. Bases 1 to 570 code for a protein of 189 amino acids. The record is from RefSeq and is a predicted model, not a curated record. The transcript has a single exon.